UGCCGCUUCAUGAAAAAAGAAGAGGGAAACGAAAAAACUUCCUGUCAUAUCUUGGAAACUCCUGCUCAGACUGCUGCUCAGACUCCAUUUCUCGAAUCAGGGAAGGUCGGUUCUCUCGAAUCAUGGAAGAAGUUGGGUUCUCUCAAACUGCUACUCAGACUCCAUUUCUCGCCGCACAGGUACAAUUUAACAUGGAUUCAGGGUCUAAUCCAUUCCCAAGCUCCCAACAUCCUAACCAUGCUAACCUGUCAAGCCAAAUUCCAAAUCAGUUUACUCCCAUAAGCCACCAGUUUCAGCCCUCAUAUCAGCUCAAUCCAUUAAAUGGUUCUUAUCCUCCUUAUAAUAACCUACCUUACGGAUCUCACUUCUCAUUCCAAAAUCUCUUAAAUACUCCCAUUAUUUCAAGUGAACCUAAUGAAACACACAACUCACGCGGGGGAUGGAAAAGGAACCCCAAAAGUGUCCAUGAUAGUUUGGCAUUAUUAAUAGAGACUAGACAUCCUAGCAUUGUGAUUGCUCUAAGAGGCUAAAGAGGAGGUGGGGCCAAUUUAAAAGAGAUUUUCUUUUUUCUUUAAACGGCUAUAACUUUCGUAUUUUUACUCCAAUUUUUUAAAAACAUAUACCAAAUUUUAUAACUUUUUGUGAUCUUUCAUAUGACACCAAUAUGUAAUAUAUAAAGUUUUUUAAAAAAUAUGAAGAUCAUAUGGGAUGAAAAAUCUAAUUGCAAUAAUCUAUCGUCAAUAAACUUAAUUCUCAACCAGUUUAGACCAAGAUUAUGUAUUCACCCUGUCAAUUCAAUUUAUCAAUAUAAUUAUUCAAUAUAGUUUUUAGUUAAAUUUUUCAAUAUAUUUACCUGAUGGAUAAGUGUACCCGGGGGUAUCUAUCCGAGGGGUUAUCACGGGGAAUAACUAGAGAGAAGUCAGAGCAAGUAAGAGAGAGAAAGUGUAUUGAAUAUGUAAGUUAAGGCUUUUUGAGCGUGGUUUACAAUGGGGGAAAGGGGUGCUAUUUAUAGUAGUAAUAAAUGCUAGGUAAGGACACGUGUCAGUUUUCUGGUGGUCGAGGGGUCACCUCGACCGGGGUGGCACUGGCACACGCAUGUGGCCGCAUUAAAUGUGGUGGUUGGAUGUGACGUUUGUACUUGAUAUGGUGAUCCAGGCGCAUGUGAAGAGGAUAUUCUGUCGAGGUGGAUGCCUUCGACUGAAGGGUGCUGGGCCGAAGGCUCUUCUAACCGAGGGCUCCUACCUGCCGAGGGCUUCAGGUGCCGAAGGCUUGGUUUUCAAGCCUUGUUCUCCUGUGAUGCCUCUUCUAACCGAGGGCUCCUACAUGUCGAGGGCUGCAGUUGCCGAAGGCUUGGUUUUCAAGCCUUGUUCUCCUGUGAUGUUUCUGAGCUCGAUUCCGUCACUGGUAACCUUCGCCCAUGGGGCCGAAGGCACCCCUUUGCGUAUUGUGGGCAGCUUAGAGCUCCAUUUUGCUGAGUUUGGCCCGUUUGCGCCUGUUGGGCCGGAUUGUAGUAGAGGAAGUAUGUGGGUCGGGGGUCCAUGGGCCAUAUACUCCAUCAUUACCCAAUUUUUAAUGCAAAUUUUGAAAUGGGUGAAAUUGAGUAGCAAACUUCAUUUUUAGUACGUUUGUUUCAUUUAAGUUGAUUUGUUUAUUUUUUUUGUCAAUCCUAUAAUACUUUGGUCGAUUUCAGUUGAAUAAAUUUACUCACCUUUAAAUUCAAAGGCAUA
Molecule: messenger RNA, 1727 nt
Organism: Cuscuta europaea
Lineage: Eukaryota; Viridiplantae; Streptophyta; Magnoliopsida; Solanales; Convolvulaceae
Source: the annotation of a GenBank genome assembly